Messenger RNA from Ictalurus furcatus (blue catfish), 1282 nucleotides. RefSeq names its product glycine N-acyltransferase-like protein 3. Gene Ontology annotation, molecular function: glycine N-acyltransferase activity. The record is from RefSeq and is a predicted model, not a curated record. The transcript is spliced from 5 exons. Bases 114 to 833 code for a protein of 239 amino acids. NCBI's taxonomy places the organism in Eukaryota, Metazoa, Chordata, Actinopteri, Siluriformes, Ictaluridae. Gene Ontology annotation, cellular component: mitochondrion.
AGGAUGGAUCGGGCAGGUCCGGAGAGCAGAAAGGGUCAGGAUCACUGGCAUCUCCAUAAAAUCAGGUGUGGCUUGACAGAAGGAGAGAGGGAGAGCAGGGGCUUUGCAGAAUCAUGAAGGUGUUGAGGAAGCAGGAGCUGAAGAAGGCUUUGGAAGCACUCAGACAUUACUUUCCCCAGUCACAAGAGAAACCAGACUUUUUUAAUGAUGUGAUCGUUUUUACUAAGGGCAAAUCAUGUCUCAGGAACAUACUAACCAGGACAGACGUUCUAGACUGGAAGCAGUUCAUCAGUCUAAGUAUUGACCUGCAGCAUGAGGAAAUGUUAAAGGCUGUAGCAUUGAGCAAUGGUGUACCAAUGAACAAAAUGAUUACCAGCCACUUAAUGAGCCUGGAGGAUCCAUCCAACCUUCCAUCUGACAGGUUAUCUAUUCAAGUCUCAUCAGUCAAGGAGUCUCAUGUUGCUCUGAUCAACAGCGCAUGGAAGUUUGGCAAGGGUGAAUUCACUGAGCCCCUGGUCAGGAGUAUGAUCUUGAAUUACCCUUCAUGUUGUGUACUUGACUCAGAGGGACAGCCGGUGUCAUGGAUAUUGACCUAUUCUAACUGUGCGAUGGGAAUGGGGUACACACUCCCAGAGCACAGACGGAAAGGCUACUCCAAAGCCCUGGCCACCAUAUUGGCAAAGAAACUGCAUUCGGAGGGCUAUCCAGUGUACUGCUUCGUUGAAGAGGAGAACCAGUUGUCUUACAGCCUCUUAAAAAGUUUAGGCUUCAUUGUGGAUCUGUCUUAUAGGAAUUCUUGGUUUUACUUCAAUCAAUUGUCUCUGACUCCAUAAGUAGUUUGGGACAAGGAACAUUCCUGUCAUGAUUGCACGAUUGAAGGGGGUGCACACAUUUAUUAUCUUGUCCACACGUACUCCAUGACUGGUUGGCUGUCCACUCCUCCUUUAUCAUAUCAUUGUCCUUUCAUUAUGUAAAACGAAUAAAACCAUGAGAAAACAACCCAGUGUUUAUUAUGAUGUUGGUUGUUACUGUGGUGUGCUCUGUAAACUUAACAGGUGUAUAUGCAUAUUGUGGAAACCUCAUACCAAAUGUCUACCAAAGGUCGAAUGAUAUCUCAUUUAAACAAAUUUAACAAUAAACCCAGCCUUUUAGAUUAUACAUAAAGUGUUAUUGUUUUUCUAUUGGAUUAGCAAAUUAAAUUCAUACUAAACAUUAUUUUGUAAAUCCCAAAUAAUGAAAAAAAGAUAGACACUUCCCUGUUUCUCAUGGUGGUGAAGCUGGG